AUGCCCGUCACAAUCGACCACACGGCGUACCCGUACAUCAUCGACCUCAUCAUCGAGCACGCGCCCCUGGCAUCGAUCAGGCGACUCGGUGCCACCUCACGCGCAUUCCGCAGUCGACUGCAACUCCACCAUGCGGUUCUCAAGCUCCAGCCGGGCGCGAAGCGAGUCGAACUGGUGCAUUCUGACCGCUGGGGCGACGACGGCAGCCCAUAUCCACCCCUCAUCCUCACCACCCCUGGUGGUCGAGCCCUCCCGCUCACGCCGGGAAAAGUGCGUGUCCUGGAUCAUGUUGUGAGGGAACGACCUGGACCGCUCCUCUCAAACGCGUUCACGUCAAUCGACACCCUCCGGCGCAUGAACGGCGCCUACGACAUAGCCGGUCCGACUAUCUUCUACCCGACUCGGAUCGUUGUUGACUUUGUGCAUGUGCGCGAGCAGUCCCCGUCCUACAGCGGGCUGAUGUCGAACGGCAGCAGGGACAAGAUCAACAUUGUCGUACCGCUUGGCGCGACCAAGUACGUCGUGCAUCUGAAACUCAGCCACUCGGUGUCGUCCUCGGCCACUCCCAUGAUCACUGUCGAGAUCGACAACGAGUACGCAGCGCUCGGUCACCUGGUGUUCGCCCUUUCUGUCCCGAGUAACAACGACCUUUUCUCGUGGGGGUUCCUGCACUCUGCCAUCUGCUCUGCAACUCGCUUUUGGACUGGUGACGGGCCAAGUCUGUCGAUAACGGUUGUCGGUCUGGAACGUGUCAACGACCCGCCGACGGCCGACCAGCUCUGGGCCCAGCUGGCCCGGUACGUCUCCGUGUGGAAAGCCCAGCGGGCGCCGAUAUGGUGGGGCGAUAAGACCCGCAAGGAGGAGGUACGGCGUGCGAUACGGCUCGUCACAUUUGAGGAGUGGUGGGUUGAACUUGGAGCCCGAAAGGAGGUCGAGGGGGUGUGGGUUGAUUGGAAGGAGUCGGGCUGGUCGUCAAUUAGGAGUGGUAAAAGAUAG
Molecule: messenger RNA, 996 nt
Organism: Vanrija pseudolonga
Lineage: Eukaryota; Fungi; Basidiomycota; Tremellomycetes; Trichosporonales; Trichosporonaceae
Exons: 1
Coding region: 1-996 (331 amino acids)
Source: RefSeq, a predicted model, not a curated record